AUGAUGAUUGCCGCAGGUGCAUUUUUUUUGCCCAGCGAGCACCAUGUCCAUGACACCGGUGUUCAGUAUACUGUGAAAAAGAAUGAGAUAUAUGGUCGACAAGGAUUGAAUGGUAGAUGGCUACACGACAGAAAGCUCGCUGCUGGCAUGGAUGUACUGGAAGCGCGACUUAUGGCUGGUAGCAAGAAAUCGAACCUUGCUAAGUUCAUGCUAUACGUGCGUGCAUGGCAGACUGACAAUGUAGGCAUCAAUCUCUGGCAGUUCUAUUCUCAGCGUUCGGUUCGGCGCAAAGCUUGGGACACCCGCAUUUCCAUGGAUUCUGCAAUAAACAAGGCCACGGACACAAUUCUGAAUAUGAUCAAAGGUCCACCACCACAACGAUUUCCAAGCGACCAUCAUGCAAUUACGGCCGAUGACAAGAGAACCCGUCGAAAACGUAGGAGACGAAGGAGGUGUGAAUGGAACAAGGAACAGUGGGAAUCCGAACGGCCCGUUCUGCUCGGUUUUGGUGCAGACGCACUCACUACUGGCGAUCAUCGAAGAGGCUCACGGCCCGCUUUGGAUGCUAAGCUAGCCACAAGGUUACUCAUUCGAGCGAAAAGCAAAAAGGGACGUCGCUUUGUACCUGUCCGCAUUGACGAAUACGGUACAUCAAAGUUCUGCCCGCGCUGUGCCAUGUUUGGACGUGUAACUGAGUUACGUUUACUCCGGCGGCCACCUCCUCUUCGCCAUGCCCUCAAUAUGGACCAACUCAACGAUCUUGGUGAAGACGAAGUCAUCCGCAUCAAGGUUUGUCCACAAUGCCAGCAAGAAGGCCAUGGUGUGUUUCAUCGAGACGGUGCCUCAGGUCAUUGUCAGUCAACAAUUGCGAUGGCAAUGCUCGAACACGGCCAACGGCCAGGUCAGUUCAUUCGCCCAUCACGCAAGAUCCCAAACAAUUAGACCGUCUUCGUCAGGACGGUCGGGUUUACACCCGUGGCUUGCUCGUGACAUAGUCACACAGCCC
Zychaea mexicana is the source of this 1006-nucleotide messenger RNA. RefSeq lists its product as uncharacterized. The transcript has 3 exons. Bases 1 to 942 code for a protein of 313 amino acids. NCBI's taxonomy places the organism in Eukaryota, Fungi, Mucoromycota, Mucoromycetes, Mucorales, Lichtheimiaceae. The record is from RefSeq and is a predicted model, not a curated record.